This is a messenger RNA of Linum trigynum, 291 nucleotides long. NCBI's taxonomy places the organism in Eukaryota, Viridiplantae, Streptophyta, Magnoliopsida, Malpighiales, Linaceae. The record is from the annotation of a GenBank genome assembly.
AUGUAUUAUCCUCGGUCUGAGGAAUCUCCUCAGCAGCCCUAUGAGUUUCUUGCUCCCUUGGCCUCAUUGUUUUCGGCGGACUCUCCACCUUCGGCAGCAGCUGAUCGUCCUGGUGGGGGACCAGAGGGAAGUGAGAGUGAGGACAGCUUGGACAAUUCUCCGCCUCGUACACCUUCGGUUGAGCCUUCUGCUACGUCUUCCCUCAGUUUGGAUGCGACAGCUUCAUCUUCGUCAGCUACUUCUCACAAUUCGGCUGCAUCUUCAACUGCGGCUUCCCUUACACAGUCUUAG